Messenger RNA from Entrophospora candida, 236 nucleotides. The record is from the annotation of a GenBank genome assembly. Lineage: Eukaryota; Fungi; Glomeromycota; Glomeromycetes; Entrophosporales; Entrophosporaceae.
AUGUUUAUGGAUGAUACAUAUCUUCUUUCAUUUUAUCUUCAUCCUCAGUACAAAGGGAUUGGUGUUAAUAAAAAAUAUUUUCCAAAAAUUUUAACUCAUGCUGCUAAUAUUUGGAGAGACCUUGAGCACAAACAAGAGUCAUGUAAAGAAUUGCUUGGCCAGUUACGUAAAUAUCAUCUUCAAAUUGAACCUUACAAUACAUUAUAUUCAACAAAUAUUGAUACACCAUACUCUUG